This is a messenger RNA of Miscanthus lutarioriparius, 810 nucleotides long. The record is from the annotation of a GenBank genome assembly. Lineage: Eukaryota; Viridiplantae; Streptophyta; Magnoliopsida; Poales; Poaceae.
AUGGAACGGCAGGAUUACCCCUCCUACUGUUACCCUGCCACUGCCAUCGACACGAACGACGACAGCGACAUGCUACUGCAGCUUGAAGCCUUCCUCCUCGGCACCGAUGCCGAGCCCGCGCCCGCCGCCGAGGUGGUGUCCUUCGACUGGUCGUCUUCCGCCCCAACUUGCCCAGAAGUGGGAGCGGUAACGAAAACCACCGCGAACACUGGCGACAAUCAGCUUCGGGUCCCGGGUACGGAUGCCUCCCGCCGCUGCAAGAAGCGGCAGGCCUUGAUCGGGGUACGCAAGCGGCCGUGGGGCAAGUUCGCGGCCGAGAUCCGCGACUCCACGCGCAAGGGCGCCCGCGUGUGGCUCGGCACCUUCGACACCCCCGAGGCGGCCGCGCUGGCCUACGACCAGGCCGCCUUCUCCGCGCGCGGCGCCGCCGCCGUCCUCAACUUCCCCGUCGAGCGCGUGAUGGAGUCGCUCGGGGCGCUCCAGCUCCAGCUCCCCAGCACAGGAGGUGGUUCACCUGUCCUCGCGCUCAAGCGGCGGCACUCCAAGCGGACGCGAAGGCGCAAGGUCGUCGUCUCACCUGUCAUCGACGUCAGCAAUAGUACUACUACCAAGGCACGGUUGCAGCAGCCGGUGCUGCAGCAAUGCUCCGACGCGUCCAGCUCCAGUAUGGCUGUGGCUAGUGUGCAGCUGCAGCAGACGGUGGUGCCCAGCCAGUGCCACUGCGGCGUUGUCGAGCUGGAGGACGUUGGGGACGAUUACAUGCAGGAGCUCCUCCGGAUAUCAUCCGAGUUGGAUCUCUACCACAUAUAA